Topomyia yanbarensis is the source of this 1294-nucleotide messenger RNA. RefSeq lists its product as uncharacterized. The transcript has 2 exons. NCBI's taxonomy places the organism in Eukaryota, Metazoa, Arthropoda, Insecta, Diptera, Culicidae. The record is from RefSeq and is a predicted model, not a curated record. Bases 118 to 969 code for a protein of 283 amino acids.
UGAGAGGUUCCGUGCAGCGGUUCAACUUUGUAAUCUGUUUUCCUCGCAAAACAGAUUUACUUAAGCAUACAAAUUAGUGAUAAGUUUUGUCCGUGGAAACACAUAGUCCGGAAUAGAAUGAAGAUGUUCAAGUGCCUACUGGUGAUAAGCUGCCUGGCUUCAGUGUCCUUCGCUCACAGUGCAUCCGCGGCGCAUUCGAUCAAUUCGAACACGAUUGACGAUAGCCAUGACCCACAGCAGCAGCAACAGACGCCCCGUUCUGGGUCGUACGUGGACGAGAUUAAGUACCUGUACAAAACGUACAAGGAUUGUGCCAACUCUGAUGUCUCAGCCUGUCUGAAGAUGAAACUGUUCACCAUUCUGGACCGAGUGGCACGAUCACUCAAGGAUUUCAAGAUCUCCGAAGGUGUUAAGUUCGUCCGCGAUCAGGAAGUCCCUAUCGACAGCACACCAGUCAAAACGGAAGCUCAGCUCGAGUUGGAGCUGCCACGUUCGAUGGAUGAAAAGGAACGUUCCUUAAACUCGAUGCUGUUCGAUAAGGUCCUAUCCUUCUUCCAAACCCAUACCCUGCAAGUCAAGUUCCCAUCCAGCGAAGAGAUUAAGCGCUCCAUGGAGGAAGUCCGUGCUGGAGGCGGUGGUCUCGGUGGUGGCGGUGGAUACGGCGGUGGUCUCGGCAACAAGGACAAGAAGAACGGACACUGGAUCAUGAUCCCACUCCUGCUCGGCAGCACCCUGGUCCCACUUGCCUUCGGUGCCCUAGCUUUGCUGGCCGGUAAAGCUUUGAUCGUAUCCAAGCUCGCUCUCGCUCUCGCCUCCAUCAUCGGCAUCAAGAAGCUGAUCUCCAACACCGGUGGCCAUCACGAAUCUGCCCAUGAAGUUGUCGUCUCCGGUGGACAUGGUGGCAGCUGGGGCCGUAUCGGAACACCCCAGGGUCUAGCCUACAACGGUUACGGACACUACGCCCAGUAAGAUCGUCUAGAUUAAGGCGUAUCGAGUGAAUGAAAGAGAUGAAAGCAACACGCUAAGCCAAAGCUUGUGAAGGAAGCUCACAAAAAAAAAACAACACAUCCCGACUCGCCAACACAAACACCCACCCACCAACAUACAGACAGACACACGAACAGUACACACAGCUAGACUCGAGUGUUUCAGGAAAAUGAUGACUGUUGAUUGAAAAAUGGAAAAUCCAAGUUUUUUGUUUUGUUUUUGCGUUACCUCACCUAUUUCUCUCUCUCUACUUCUGUUCUAUGAUCAACCAAAAUGUGAAGGAAUGAAACCGUUCCAGCUCCUGGUU